Messenger RNA from Podarcis lilfordi (Lilford's wall lizard), 1275 nucleotides. Lineage: Eukaryota; Metazoa; Chordata; Lepidosauria; Squamata; Lacertidae. The record is from the annotation of a GenBank genome assembly.
AUGGCGGCCGACUCGGAUGUGCUGCACUUCCAGUUUGAGCAGCAAGGGGGCGCCAUGCUGCAGAAGAUGAACCUGCUGAGACAGCAGAACCUAUUUUGCGAUGUCUCCAUCUACAUCAACGACACUGAGUUCCAAGGGCACAAAGUCAUCUUCGCCGCUUGCUCCACGUUCAUGCGGGACCAGUUCCUGCUCACCCAGUCCAAGCAGGUGCGGAUCACCAUCUUGCAGAGUGCCGAGGUGGGCCGGAAGCUGCUCCUCUCCUGCUACACGGGGGCUCUGGAGGUGAAGAAGAAGGAGCUUCUCAAGUACCUAACGGCUGCAAGUUACCUGCAGAUGGUGCACAUUGUGGAAAAGUGCACGGAGGCACUGUCCAGGUACCUGGAGAUUGACGCGGCCGUGGAGGGCAGCCGGGCCAGCCCUGAGAAGUGCCACUCCUCCGAGACAGAACUGGGAUGCAGCGGUGGCUGCCCUGAAAAAGACUGUGAAAUCAUUGAGAUUUCUGAAGACAGCCCUGUGAAUUCAGAGGAGCAUAUAAAACCGGAAAAGGGGGACCUUCAGCAGAGCUUGCUAUCAGAAACAAAGAGCGUUAAAAGCCCUGAGAUAUCAACGGUCAAGAUAGGGUAUAAGGACAACAAAAUCUGCAUUAUCCGAAUGGAUUCCAUCAGCGCUCCUGAUGUGGAAGGUGAGCAGUUUCCACAGCCGUGCACCUCCUCCAAAUCAAACUUGUACUUCCCCGAGACUCAGCACUCUUUGAUCAAUUCAACGGUGGAGAGCAGGGUCACAGAAGUGCCCAGGGAUCAGUUCCAAGACUUUGGCGGGGAGAAUCCAGAAGGAGCCAACAGAACGGCCACAGGUGGGUUCCAGAGCCCAGGGGACUCUGCUUACUCGUGGCGGCACCAGUGCCCCAAGUGCCCCAGGGGAUUUCUCCACCUGGAGAACUACCUCCGCCACCUGAAGAUGCACAAGCUGUUCCUGUGCCUGCAGUGCGGGAAGACAUUCACGCAGAAGAAGAACCUGAACCGGCACAUCCGUGGACACAUGGGCAUCCGUCCCUUCCAGUGCAUGGUCUGCUUGAAGACGUUUACAGCCAAAAGCACCCUCCAGGACCACCUGAACAUCCACAGCGGGGACCGGCCCUACAAGUGCCACUGCUGUGACAUGGACUUCAAGCACAAGUCUGCCCUCAAGAAGCACCUGACGUCUGUACAUGGGAGGAGCAGCAUGGACAAAGCCACCUUUGACUCCAUUACGGAAGUCAGAAUAGACUACGACUAG